AUGAAUGAAAAUAAAAAAGAUAAUAAAGAUGAAGUGACAAGAAGCAAUAAAAUAUCAAGAGAAAGUUUAUUAGACGAUCAAUUUAGUGAAAGGAGUUCGAAUAAUUUACUUCUAUGUAAUGAAAAAAAUCAUGAUGAAACUAAAUUUUAUUCAAGAAAAAAAAUUAAUACCGAGAAGCCACAUAUUCACAGGAAUCUAAUAAAUAAUUUUUCCACAGAAAGAUACAAAAAAUUUUUAGUCAAAAUUGAAAAAUCCAACCAAGAUAUAAAUAGUAUGGAUGUAGAGAGUGUACAAAUUGACAAGGAUAUUCUUAAUCCUCCAGAUGAUAAUAAUAAGACUUGUGUUGUCAUGGAUGUAUCAAUGGGAAUAUUUGAUGUAUGCAAUGAAAAUUUAAGUGAUAGUAAACUUAAAGAUAUGAAUAUUAUAAUAUCUGAAGUUAUAGAUAAAGUAAAUAAAAUAAUAGCAUUUUGA
Messenger RNA from Plasmodium relictum, 471 nucleotides. Its product is annotated as conserved Plasmodium protein, unknown function. The record is from RefSeq and is a predicted model, not a curated record. Bases 1 to 471 code for a protein of 156 amino acids. The transcript is spliced from 2 exons. NCBI's taxonomy places the organism in Eukaryota, Apicomplexa, Aconoidasida, Haemosporida, Plasmodiidae.